Molecule: messenger RNA, 8375 nt
Organism: Porites evermanni
Lineage: Eukaryota; Metazoa; Cnidaria; Anthozoa; Scleractinia; Poritidae
Source: the annotation of a GenBank genome assembly
GAAAGGAAAAAACAAAAAAUCAGGGACGAAGAAGACAGAUAUAAACUGGUGGCAUAUAUUUGACCAUGUGUUUUCCGGCUCAUCAAAUUUCUGUAUUAAUGAAGAGUUCAAAAUAGUCGGGCUCGUAUCAUGGCCGCAUGGAUCUUUCGAUUUCUAGUUAAAAGGCCAAAACUAUGUUUCGGUAAGAAAUCUUCUUACUAUGUUUUUUCGGUGUGUGUGUGUAUGUGUGUGAAUCUAUCUUGUUUAAUACACAUGUCAAUAAUUUUCUUGUCUUUUGAAUUCUACCGGUAGGUAUAACGCUUGGAGCGCAUUUCAUCUUAUUAUUGGUAACUGGUUCGUUGUAUCUCUCUGGUUAUGACAUCUUGCCGGCCGAUUUUACCCAAGUUCCUUUGAAUCUCGAGGAUGAUGUGACUAAACUUCGUGCGGAUGCAUGGAAAUUCGCCCGGCAAGAUUCGCGAGUGAACAUCAACCCGACUUCCGUGGGAAUUCAGCCCGAACGUAGUAUCCAGUAUGACGCUCUUGAACUUAUGUACGAAGCCGAAGAAGGCAACACGUUCACCAAGGAGAAUCUAAAAUUAAUUCGAGACGCAGAAUUUGAAAUCUUUAACAAUUCAAUUUAUCAACAACGCCUUUGUCAAAUCGCAGAAUACGGUCUUUGUAAGUUCCCACUGUCAAUCAUUCGCUUUUUUGAUGGCAGUUAUAGAUCUAUUCAUAGAGAUUUAUUUGAUCCAAACUUUGAAAAUAUUACAGCAAUUCUAACCCUGGCUAACUCAAUCAACGUGACGAGGGCGAUUCUCGACUUCCAUUUAGACAAGCAAGCGGUCAUCGCAGACCCUACUAAAGGCCACAUACCAGUGAAAUCGAAAUAUACUAGAUCGUUAUUUUACAUUGGGUAUCCACUAAAGGGAUUCCACAACAUCGAAGAUCGUGUUGAUGAUCAGUGGGAAAAUGCCCAGUCAUUCGCAAGCGAGGCUUUUGCAGAACUGCUAGACAAGAAAUUCAAACAAGGGAUCGGCGACAUGAAAUUUUAUUAUUUUUUGACAGCUUUAUUUUUUAAUGCCAUUUCUCAGCAGGUUAUUUAUGAUCUUCUUCUGGCCGGUGCAAGCUUUACUUUUAUUUUCCUCUUCAUGUUAUUUCAAACUCAGUCUCUCUGGAUCACCGGCUGGGCGGUGUUUAGUAUACUUACUUGCUUCUUUGGUGCCAAUUUGAUCUAUCGUGUUCUCCUGGACUGUCGCUAUAUCGGCAUUUUCCACGUUCUUUCGGUGUUUAUAAUCCUGGGUAUUGGUGCGGACGAUGUGUUUGUAUUCAUUGACGCAUGGAAAGCUUCAGAAUCUAACUCAUUUAGGGAUCUUUCAUCAAGGCUUUCUUUUGUGUAUCGGCGAGCAGCAAGCGCCAUGUUCACGACUUCUUUCACUACAAUAGUGGCUUUCAUCACCAGUGUCUUCUCCCCCUUAUUGGGUGUGUCCACAUUCGGCAUAUUCUCAGCGCUACUAGUUUUUGUAAACUACUGCUCUGUUAUUAUUUUUUUCCCUACUGUCAUUAUAACAUAUGAAUACUACUGGAAGGACUAUCGUUGGCAUUGUUUUGGAGAUUUAAAGGCGUGGCAAGCUAUAACCUCGCGCCGGGACGACAUUGUACAGGGCGACCAGGGUGAGGAGCGGGAAGGAGAGCGAGAAAAAUUCGUGGAACCGAGCAAACAUGUUAGCGAGUUUCUGGAGGGGAGAUUCUUUGACCAUUUUAUCGGACAUCGAACAAUACGAUGGAUCACCAUGGGAAUAUUCCUGAUUUUUCUUUGUGUGUCGAUUGGAUUUGCGACACAACUUGCUCCUGACGAAGAACCGGCAAGUUAACUAUUUUUUAUGCUCUGUAAUGAUAAUUAAGAUGGCAACUUACCAUGUACAAACAAAACAUUUUAAUGAUUUUCACAGAUUUUACGGGCCGAUCUUGUUUGCUUCCAAUUAGGUAACACGGCGCGAAAAACUUUACACGCUCUCAACUUUUUUUAAACAUAUUUUUUUUCAUCCUGUUUCAGUUCAAAGGCUUUCGUUUAGCAGUUUAAAUUAAAAAAUAUUGUCAAUUUGGGACUUCUGCCUAAAUUACUUUCCGCAUCCUGUUUCAUAAAAAACUGUCCUUUUGAGACAGUUUCACAAAAAUAUCCAUUGUUGUUGACAGUAAAUUUUGUUGAUAAAGUUUUCACCUGUAAUCUCCAAGCCAAAAAAACUUCCUAAAUGAACGAAUGACAUUAACAGGUUUGAUGGCACACAAACAUGUCGUAACGCCCGAAAUUGAUGUAAGCAACUCUUGACUUUGGUUGAUCAAACGUAAUGUUUUGUUUAUUUUUUGUUUGUUUUUUUUACUACCGUGAGCAGUAACAACUUCCUUACUUCAAUCUGUUUCCAGUUGUCCAGAUUGAAAACCGAAACGUUAAUUUCAGGACGAUUAUGGCAUAAAUUAAUGAUGCUAUUUUGGCGUAUCAAGAUGGAAUUAACCAUCAAGUCAUCCAAUGCGGAGAAACAACAUGCUGUAUGUUUUGCAGUGAUUUCAUCAAGCCGACUUAGCCAAAGAUAAGCAAGCUAUUUGAAUCACACAGCUUUCUAUUUGUUGAUUUUUUCUCACGCUUAUAUUUUCCAUGCAUUUGAAAUGCAUUUUGCGAUACUAAAUGUUUGUAUUUUAUUUCCCUGAGAAAUGUUUGUAUUAUUUGCCAGUGAGACGAAGGUUGUAUCAAAAUUGGCCACAAAUCCUGUGGUCAUAAAGCCGAAAACAAUUUUACUUUGCGACAAAUUUCAGUUUUUCUGUUAAAUCAUGUGUAAUGAAGCAAAAACCUACAUUAAGCAUUGAAAUUAAAAUUAUGUAUAUGUCUUGAUAAUUAUCCAUUUAUAGAAGUACAUUUACUGUUCUCAAGACAGCUGGUCACCCUGGCAAAAACAAAAGUUAUUCCAACCCAAAUGACGAAAUUCUAUUCAUAUUUGGUAACUUUAAACCCAUCAAUCAUACUUAGGUAUCCAGGUGGUGUGUUGGAUAAAGAAGCAAAAUGUAUUAAAGGCAAAGAUAAUCGUUUUUGUAAACAAUCUCUUUUGUUAUGGUUCCAAUAGUUUUCAUGAAUUAUUCAAAUGAGCCUUUCAGUUUGUUUUCUUUUUAUCUUGACAAUUAAAUGAAGAAAACGGAAGGCUGAAUAUCAUUUACUUCUGGCUUUUAAACUCAGCCAAGUUCUUUUAUGUCAGUACUACUAAGUUUUGUUUGGUACAAAAUCGCAUUGAUCAAUGGAGCAGGCGAAGCAACGGAGUGAUAUUAGAAGAACUUAGCAAUUUAUACUGAGUUACCAUGAAGCUUUUUUUUUGGGGGGGGGGGGUGGCUGGUGGAAGGUCAUGUGACUGUUUUCAUUGUGUAACUCAUUAUUUUCCCUGUUUAGGUGGACGUUUGGGGACCAGGCACCAACUGGUACAAUAUAAAGCUCUUAAGACGCUCAGCAUUUCGGCCAAGUCAGGAAGAUGACGUUGUUGAAGUUAACAUCAUUUGGGGACUAAAGAAACAAGAUCGCAGUUCCUGUCACUUUACAGAUUUCAAAUGUAAAGGAAGGACUGUAUUUGAUACCACCUUUGAUCUCAAUCCCAAAGAAUGUCAAGAAGCCUUGCUGGUAAGUUAAAGGCAACUUUUCCUACCACUUGAAUUUGAAGAAGCUAAAUUUAUAUCAAAUGCAAGGCUGAUCAAACGAAAGUAAAAUAUCCCUCCAUGGCUAAUCGAUCAGUCUUGCAUUUAGUUAAAAGCUUUAUUCUAAAUCAGAUGAUCCUGGUCUACACCAAGAUCCAGAUUCUCUUCGCUAGUCCGGCGCUACUGCUUUUCCGAGUGGUCCUCGCAAGAUUUUACUCAACUGAAGAAACGGUUACUAAAGCGGGGAGGCGCAGAACUGGAAACUAAAAAAAUGGAAACAAAACAGAGAAUUGGAAAUGAAGUCACUGACCUCACUGAUAGGGCUAGGGUUCAUUAGCUAGGUUUUCUUCUCAUUUUUCAUUUCCCUAUUCCGAGUUCUCAUUCCCUGCUCCUUGUUCCCCGUUUUAAUAACGUGCCUGAAGAAACUAAUGAUUUAGUUGGGGUUUUUUUCUGCGCCCCACCCCAGCUCUCAUUUAGCAGAAGUGUGAAUAACAAGCUGACCAAUAAUUAACAUAACAAGCUAAAUUUUUAAUCUUCUGCCAACUUCGAAGGAUUUUUGCCAAGAAUUGAGAAGUUUGCCAGACCACCAAAUCAGCAACCUGAGAAUUCGACGCAAUGCUGUCAACGGAGAGCCAGAAAUUCAAUGUUUUAUGGAGAAACUGAAAGAUUAUCUGCAGGUAAACAUCAGUUUCAUUCUCUUAAAAGUCGAAAAUGUUAGUCCAGCCUCGCAUAUAGUCAAGACCGACCGAUUGACAAGGAGUCUUUUUUAGACAGUUUUCCAUGUUCUCUUACUCAUAUUAUUGGUGGGGAAUUGGAGGGUGUAGCCAUGGUAACAUCAUAAGGAAGAUACAGGGAAAAAAUUGUGGGUGAGAAAGAAAAAGCAGUGAAAGAGGAAGCCGAGAAAACAAUGUAGUCGCUGUAAAAAUCGUAACAGAUCAGGAAUAAGUAAGCUUAAUUAGUAGUCUACUUUAACAUACUCUCGUUGUUGUUAAAUGGAAGCAUUCAGUGUGGCGCAGUGGUAAAAACAAUCUUUUCGUAGAAAUGUGGAAUGUAAUUCGUACAUCUUGAUGUUUGUAUAAGGGUUGAGUUUAUUUUUGUUAACCACGGCAGGAUUAGCUCAGUCGGUAGAGUGCUUGACUGCAGCGGAAGAUCGCGGGUUCGAUUGCCGGGGCCGGACCAAUACUCAGAGUCUUAAAAUAACUGGCCUUCGCGUGGCUCGGAUGACCACGUAAAAUGGCAGUCCUGUCUCCAGUUGGAGACUUAAAAAUAGUGUCCCCAAUUAGUACUUUCGUGCUAAAUACCUUGACACUAAAAGAAAGUGCAUUUUUUUCCUUUUUUGUGUGUGUGUUGCCCUUUCGUUGUCCCGCAAGUUUUCCCUCUUUUCUUUAAAAACAAACAUUUCCAAAUUCCUGUUCGACCUGUAACGCAAGAACAUUUGUUUAGCGACUCUUUAUUUACUUUGUUGGUGAUAAAUUAAUAAUUAUGUAUUUUUUGUGUGUGCUCCUUCAUACGUUAUUUCAUUGAUUUUAACCAUAUUUUACUUUACAGACAGAAGCCAGUAAGCCAAAAUAUGCCAAUACCACUUCUCCCACAGUGCCUUCUGAUGAAGAGGACGCACGUCUACUAAUGGCGCGAAACCCGCAGCUUUUUAACAUCACACUCGUGGGUAACAAGUACAACAGAUACUUUGAAGUGAUGCUGGGAUACUGGUUAACAAAUGCCAAUCAAUCUCUGACGUCAGAUGAUUAUCACACCUACGGUGCCCUGCUGGGUGGGUCAAUGGACCCCACCGACCCCUCCAAAAUGCCAAACUAUCAAGGUCAACGCGUAACUUCUUAUACUAGUUAUUAAGAGAAAAUAAACACUGAUUAACAAUAAGUUACUGUUCUUUGAUUCAAUGACCUUGAACUGCGCAGUUACGGUUGAUCAGGCCGUAAGUGCAAUUCGCAGUCAACCAGCAUCGGAGGUAAAUUAGCAUUAUAUCCUCGGUAGUUGCCAUAACACCUCAUAUGCUCUGUUUGUAGUUAAAGCGGGAUUAAAGCUAGUCCAAACAUUGUCACAAUUUUUUUAGGUAUUACUUUGCUGACGAAAUCAUACAAAUAUUGAUACUAUGUAGAAUUGGAACUCUCCCGCAGGUGGCAAGUAUGGAAACAGAUUAUUAUUCGCUUCAAUUGCUGUAAACACCACCAUGGUACUCAGCAAGACAGGACAAACAGAAGGUCUGAAAGUUUAUGAUCACUGGGAAAAGUUUGUUCGGCAAAGGGUAUGUACCAUUGAUUUGGCUUGUCGGUCUUUACUGGUCGGUAGAAAAAAGUUUUCUUCCUUAAUUUGCAACAAAAUCAUGAAAAAUGAUCCCCGAAACACUGUCAAUUGAAACGUAAACAAACUCCAAGUAAGUUACGUCUUUUGUUUACAAAAAGUUCCUUUUUUAAUUUUUAUCCUCUGAUUUGGUAAAUACUAAAACAACUAUCCCCCUCAGGAUCGGUUCAUAGCGCGAGAUAUAUACACCACUAUUCAACUCCCCUUAGGUGGAUAGUUGUAUAAUAUUCCUACAUAGUUGAAAUAGAGUCCAUUGAGUUAUAUACAGCACGUAAUUUACACAUGUAUCGGGCACAUAUAUUUCGCGCACUUAAUUUUUUUGUACAUGAUAUGCCGACCACCAAACAGAUCUAUUGAAAUCUUAAAUUCAAUAUUCUUUCUAACCGAACAUUUUGUAUUCUUAUAUGUUUACCCAGAUUGCGAAGAUGCCUGCCUCAUGUAACAAUGCAUUUCAAGCCACUCCCAAUGGUCAUAACGCUUGGCAUUGGCUCAAAGUCAAAAAGGUUCGUAGUGAUUUAACUUGAGAACGUUUCUCUACAAAAAUCAGUCAACCAAUCCUUAAAAGAGCUUGAGAACGUUUCUCUACAAAAAUCAGUCAACCAAUCCUUAAAAGAGGGCUGGCCAGAAAACGCACUUUGCCGAGGGUUUUUAGAUUACCUCUUAUGGCAUUUAAAAUGUUUUCUUACUGGGUUGGUUGCACUAGAAAUGUGGAAAAGGGAGACCAAGUAAAAUGUAGCAUUGAAACAGUUUAUUUUUUAAAAACACCAAAAAGUUUUGAUAAAAGAAAGACGUCAUUUUGCUCACAUCACUGAGUCGUCUUCCCUUCAUUUUUAUUCUCUCACCAGGUCCUCGCGUCCACUGCAGUGCGAGGUAUCCUAUUGGGACUGGGACUGGCCAUCUCGUUGCUGGUAUUUAUGACGUCAAACUGGAUAGUGGGUCUGCUGUGCGGAGCCAUUAUUUCAUGCAUCACUGUGGGUGUAGUUGGAGUCAUACCACUAGCUGGGUGGAAGCUGGGAGUCCUCGAGUCUCUAAAUCUUACGCUGGUAGUCGGACUUGCUGUUGACUACGUAGUUCACCUUGCUGACGGUUAUGUGCGAUCCCAGAAACAAUCGCGCAGGGACAAAGUCCGUGAAACUUUAAGUCACGUGGGUAUUUCGGUGCUUUCUGGCGCUAGUACCACUCUGGGAGCCUCUGUAUUCAUGUUAGCUGCUAAAAUCCUCUUCUUCUUUCAGUUCGGCAUUUUCAUGUUUUGUACUAUCGGUCUUUCAAUCAUUUACGCUUUAAUCCUUUUCACUACCACACUGGGGAUCUUUGGUCCUGAAGGAAACACAGGAUCACUGGAGCCAUUCUAUGAUUGGUGCAAGAGAAAGGUUGGGGAGCCUGUGGAAGAGGAGAUUCCUUGCGAAGAAAUGGCUGGUCCUAGUUGCCGAUCUCCCUCCGAGAGUCCAACAAUUAAGGCCACGCUUUUAUGACAGCUGCUAAAUACAUGACUGCGUAAAAUUUUCUUCAGAACAGGAGCACUGAGUUAAUCUUUGAAAUCUUGCCUUGCUCUUGUAAAAAAAUCCUCAUAACAUAGAUUAGAGUAGUAUGGUGUCUAGAGUGAGUGAAUAACUCCAAUAGGAAAUAAUGGAACCCAAGAAACCUGUUGUAUGGAACGCAAUGAGUUACAUAUCAAACAGUUUAGUGAGGUGAAAGUACCAUAUGAUAGGAUAAAUUUAAAAACUAAGAGUAACUAUCUCUUGAGGCCUACAGAGUCGCUCCCUUACUACUUUGAGCUAUGUCAUUGGUUUCACAACCGUAAAAAGUUUCGCGUUGUUACUAAUUUGGUCAAGUAUUACAAUGAAAAUGAAAUUAUUACCUAAACAAAACUGAAACCAAACAAACAAGACAGAAAAUAAACGCGAGUUUACAAACUCUCAGUUAUUCCAUGGAUACCAAAAGGGAACAUUGUAACAUUAUGCAAUCACAGCCAACCGCACCCCUCCCCCCUCCCUUCCCUGUUUUCAAUACAAACAACAAGACUGGAAUAAAACUAUCCAAAGAUUUUUCUGAAGGAAAAGAUUGUUUAUGAACAUUUACUCUGCAGCGAAAAGUGUGUGGAAUGGAAAAGAUGGGGCAAUUACCAUGAGGAUAAAAUGAUAAUAACCAAGUUUGUCAAUAGUUUGGAAUAAAGUGUAUAAAAGUACAAGCUAUUUUUAAGCCAAAAUCGUUCUAAAAAUAAACCGGUCUCUGAAAACGCCAUGACAUUCGCUUUAGGUUAUGGGCUCCUAGAAGCACAAAGAGAACGUAGAAAAGAUGUUUACAACUUUGAACCAAGGUGAAGAAAUAGUAUAGAGUAAAAGGUAAUUAUAAUCUGAAUAUAAUGUAGCUUCUACCGUAUUCUCAAAGAGUUUUGAAGGUGUUCAGCA